This is a messenger RNA of Drosophila mojavensis, 595 nucleotides long. RefSeq names its product dihydrofolate reductase (gene Dhfr). NCBI's taxonomy places the organism in Eukaryota, Metazoa, Arthropoda, Insecta, Diptera, Drosophilidae. The record is from RefSeq and is a predicted model, not a curated record. The coding region runs from base 14 to 580 and encodes 188 amino acids. The transcript is spliced from 2 exons. Gene Ontology annotation, molecular function: dihydrofolate reductase activity; NADP binding. Gene Ontology annotation, biological process: dihydrofolate metabolic process; tetrahydrofolate biosynthetic process; glycine biosynthetic process. Gene Ontology annotation, cellular component: mitochondrion.
UUAGACAAACGCGAUGCUUAAGUAUAAUUUAAUUGUUGCGGUGUGCGAAAACUUUGGCAUUGGUUUCAAGGGCGACCUGCCCUGGCGUCUAAAAUCAGAGCUGAAAUAUUUCAGUCGCAGAACAAAGCGAAUCAAUGAUCCCUCCAAGCGCAAUGUCGUGAUCAUGGGCAGAAAGACUUAUUUUGGUGUGCCUCCCUCUAAGCGCCCACUGCCUGACCGUCUGAAUAUUGUACUAAGCACCACACUCACCCAGAAGGAGCUGCCAGAGGGUGUUUUGCUAUGCGGCAGCCUCGACGAGGCCAUGCAGACGUUAGAGAAAAAACCUCUGUGUGAUCAGGUGGAGAAUAUUUGGAUUGUGGGCGGCAGUGGGGUGUAUGCAGAAGCAAUGGAGUCUCCCCGUUGCCAUCGUCUCUAUAUAACUAAAAUCCAAGAGCGAUUCGAAUGCGAUACGUUCUUUCCCCAUAUUCCGGCGAGCUUUCACGAAGUAGAGCUCACAGAGGACACGCCUCAUGGCGUACAGGAGGAGAACGGCAUUAAGUUUGAGUACAAGAUAUUGGAAAAACGCGAGCAUAUAAUAUAAAACAAAAACAACAAA